AUGAGUUCCUACGCCCCUACAAUGCAGUCUCAAGAUGACCUUGCAGCCCUCUUCUCUCGCAAUCUAACCUUUAACCCAGAGGUGCAGAGCCAAGUACAGUCGCCCAAGCCAGAAGACGAGCUCAAGCAGACCCCUGACCCCGCCCCCACCAACGCCGCACCAACUCCGGCCCCCAUCAUCUACUCCAUCACCCAACACUACACCCACUCGGCGCACAUUGCUCGCCAGCCACAAUCUCAACAUGUUCCUAUUCAACGUCCCUCGUCAGAACCUCCUCAGACCGAGCAGUUGACUCCCGAGAUUGUCCUCAGCCAGCACGGCGUUGACCCUUCUGUCCUCUCCCCCUCCCAAAUCCAGCUCUUCCGAAUCUCCGAAGAACCCCACCAGCUACGUCUGAUCGAAAUCUGGCGUGCCGCGCCGCCUACCUCGAGCACAGAAAACCCCUCGCUCGCCUGGACGAGCACCACUCUGGAGCAGGAGGAGCAGCUGGCGAAGCUGCGGUAUGAGCGUCUGGAGGCGGAGAAGCAGCAGCAGCAGAACGCUGUCAUGAGCCUCGAUGGCACCCCGGUUCAGUCGGACGACAGCCGCUGGCUGGCAAACUCCAUCUCCCACCAGGUCGAACCCUACAUGAUGUCUGGCUACGAGGAGAUGAUGCGCCGCGAGUACGAGCGGGAGCAGGUUGAGGCCCGCCCCAGCGGCAACUACUCUCACUGUGGCUCCGUCCUCGGCGGUUAUAAGCCGGCCACCGACCCCGUCUACAAGGGCUUCGGCGAUGACUGGGCCAGGGAGCAGGCGCUUCAAAUGCAGAUGCAAAUGGAGAAUCAGUACGGCGCCUUCCAGCAUUAUGGCGGCCAGGCGGGUAACAUGGAGGCCAUGGAAAUUUUGUAA
This is a messenger RNA of Colletotrichum graminicola M1.001, 888 nucleotides long. RefSeq lists its product as uncharacterized. The transcript has a single exon. The record is from RefSeq and is a predicted model, not a curated record. Bases 1 to 888 code for a protein of 295 amino acids. NCBI's taxonomy places the organism in Eukaryota, Fungi, Ascomycota, Sordariomycetes, Glomerellales, Glomerellaceae.